GUGGGUUCGACCUCAAUAAGUCACCCCCCAUUUCCUACAUUGCCUUUGCUCCACUUCAGUCACUCCAACACCAAGCUGCCACUUUCUCUCUCUCUCUACAUCCUAGAGAGAGAAAAAGAUCUACUAAAAUUUCCCACUUUAAAGUUCCAAAAAAAAGUGAAGAAAAAACCCUCAAUAAAUUGGAAAAAAAAUUAACAAAAAUGAUAGAAAACAGAGCACUCUGUUUAUCAACCUUAGUAGUGUUCCUUGUUCUUCUUGUAAAUGGCAUCAAUGGCGAAAACCCGUAUCGACAUUACGAUUGGAAAGUCACUUAUGGCUACGUUUAUCCCAUGGGUGUCAAACAACAAGUGAUAAUGAUCAAUGGGCAGUUUCCAGGGCCACAGAUUGACUGUGUGACGAAUGACAACUUGAUCAUAAGUGUUCAUAAUUACUUGAAUGAACCUUUCCUUAUUUCAUGGAAUGGAUUGCAACAAAGAAGGAAUUCAUAUCAAGAUGGGAUGCCAGGAACAACCUGUCCAAUCCCACCAAGAAGGAACUUCACAUACAUCCUUCAAGCCAAAGAUCAAAUAGGGAGUUUCUUCUACUUCCCUUCCAUUGCCCUUCACAAGGCUUCUGGUGGGUUUGGUGCCCUCCGAAUCUAUAGUCGCCCUCGUAUUCCGGUCCCUUUCCCUCCCCCUGCCGGAGACUUCACCGUUCUUGCAGGCGACUGGUACAAGAAAAGCCACAGGCAACUGACCAGGAUGUUAGAAAGGGGCCGCAACAUCCCUAUGCCUGAUGGUCUUCUUAUCAAUGGCCGUGGAUGGAAUGGUUACACUUUCACCGUUGAACAAGGGAGAACUUACCGGUUUAGGAUAUCAAACGUUGGAAUUGCAACAUCAAUCAACUUCAGGAUAGCAGGGCACAAGCUUAAGUUAGUAGAGGUUGAAGGGACACAUACUUUACAGACCAACUACGCUUCCCUUGAUAUUCAUUUAGGGCAGUCUUACUCAGUCCUAGUAACAGCUGAUCAGGCCCCUGAUGAUUAUUACGUUGUAGUUUCUUCGCGUUUCACUAAACCUGUGCUUACGACAACAGCAGUACUUCAUUAUAGAAACUCUUGGAAGAAAGUAUCUGGGCCUCUUCCUCGUGGGCCCACUACGCAGAUUGGUUGGUCUCUCAACCAGGCCCAUUCUAUCAGGAUGAACUUAUCAGCAAGCGGACCAAGACCGAACCCACAGGGCUCGUACCAUUACGGAUUGAUCAAACUACAACGAACCAUAAUGCUCGCAAACUCACCUGCAUACAUCAAUGGCCAGCAGAGGUAUGCUAUCAACAGUGUGUCAUAUCUUCAGGCAGAUACACCCUUAAAACUUGCAGACUACUUCAACAUACCUGGUGUUUACUACCCUAAUAGCAUGCCUAGUUACCCUACAUGGGGCACUCCAUAUCUUAAAACGGCGUCGUUGCAGACUGAUUACAGGACUUUUGUUGAGAUUAUUUUCCAGAAUAUGGAAGAUUCAGUUCAGUCUUACCAUAUUGAUGGUUAUGCUUUCUUUGUUGUUGGGAUGGAUGGUGGUCAAUGGACUCCUAGGAGUAGACUCAGCUAUAACUUGAGAGAUGCAGUUACUCGAUCCACCGUUCAGGUGUAUCCGAAGGCAUGGACCGCAGUAUACAUGUCCCUAGACAAUGUGGGAAUGUGGAACAUAAGAUCAGAGAAUUGGAUAAGGCAAUAUUUGGGACAACAAUUCUACAUGAGGGUCUAUACCCCGUCUCGUUCGUUGAGAGACGAGUAUCCUAUCCCUAAGAAUGCCCUCCUCUGUGGUAGGGCUAGAGGGCGUCACACACGCCCUCUAUAAGUUUUUUCACACUCUAGGCAAACGAGGGGUCCUCACUCGGCUUCCUAUCUCAGGAAAUGAGGGAACGGGGAUUCAAACCUUAAUUUGAAUUACACUUCGGAAAAGGGUUUUCUAUAGAGUAUAAGUAUGAUUUGGGUGUACUUAAUGGUCACAAGAGGGUGACAUAGUUAGUUGAUUAGAUUUGAGAUUGUGUAAUAUGAUAUUGUCAUGCAUGAUGUUGCAUGACAAUGAGGGAGGUAAUUUGUUUUUGGGUGGAGGGGAUUAAAUCAUUAGGUUGUGUAAUUAAGAACUAUUGUUUCAUGCUUCACCUCCUUAGUGAAUUGCAAAAAAAAAAAAUGUAAUAUUGUUUUAGUUGUUUCUUUGGGAAUAAAAUUGUAUUCAUGAUUUCAUUGAUCAA
Spinacia oleracea (spinach) is the source of this 2232-nucleotide messenger RNA. RefSeq names its product L-ascorbate oxidase homolog. Bases 201 to 1835 code for a protein of 544 amino acids. Gene Ontology annotation, molecular function: oxidoreductase activity; copper ion binding. The record is from RefSeq and is a predicted model, not a curated record. NCBI's taxonomy places the organism in Eukaryota, Viridiplantae, Streptophyta, Magnoliopsida, Caryophyllales, Amaranthaceae. The transcript is spliced from 8 exons.